GUGUGCAGGGACAGACGGAGCUGUGCACAGACCAGAGAGGGGAACGGGCCAGAGACAGCGGGGCCAGAGCAUCAGGGACAGUGCCAGUGGGACAGGGACAGCAGGGUCCAAGCAUCAGGAACAGUGACAGCGGAGCCGGGAACCGUGCGACAGGGACAGCGGGGCCGCUUGGCGGGGACACUGGGGCCGCUGUCCGUCCCGGGCGGAGAUGGAGCUGGAGGCCUCGAAAAGGGCCCCCGCGCACAGCGACAGUAACCCACGCAGCGGCAGCAACCAAGACAGGGAAGAAGUGAAGAAAGGGAAUUUGAUUGCACCACUAGCACUGUUUCGGUACUCUGACUGGCAGGACAAAGCAUUCAUGCUCCUGGGCACCGUCAUGGCCAUUGCUCACGGAUCAGGGCUUCCCCUCAUGAUGAUAGUGUUUGGGCAAAUGACGGAUAAAUUUGUUAACACUGCUGGAAAUUUCUCCUUUCCAGUGAAUUUUUCAUUGUCACAGCUAAAUCCAGGCAGAAUUUUGGAAGAAGAAAUGACUAGAUACGCCUAUUAUUAUUCAGGAUUAGGUGCUGGAGUUCUGGUUGCUGCCUAUAUACAGGUUUCAUUUUGGACUUUGGCAGCUGGCCGACAGAUUAAGAAAAUUAGGCAAAAGUUUUUUCAUGCUGUUCUACGACAGGAAAUAGGCUGGUUUGACAUCAACGACAUUGCUGAACUCAAUACACGGCUAACGGAUGACAUCUCCAAAAUCAGUGAAGGAAUUGGUGACAAGGUUGGAAUGUUCUUUCAAGCAGUGGCCACGUUUUUUGCAGGAUUUGUAGUGGGUUUCGUCAGAGGCUGGAAGCUCACCCUGGUGGUCAUGGCCAUCAGCCCCGUGCUGGGACUGUCCACCGCUGUCUGGGCAAAGGUCCUCUCUGCGUUUAGUGACAAGGAGCUGGCUGCGUAUGCCAAGGCGGGUGCUGUGGCAGAGGAGGCCUUGGGAGCCAUCAGGACCGUGAUAGCUUUCGGAGGCCAGAACAAAAUGCUGGAAAGGUAUCAGAAACAUUUAGAAAAUGCCAAAAAGAUUGGAAUUAAAAAAGCGAUUUCUGCGAACAUUUCCAUGGGCAUCGCCUUCCUGUUAAUAUACGCAUCCUACGCUCUGGCCUUCUGGUAUGGGUCCACACUGGUGAUAUCACAGGAGUAUACGCUUGGAAAUGCAAUGACAGUGUUCUUUUCCAUCCUCAUUGGAGCAUUCAGCAUUGGCCAGGCUGCUCCGUGUGUUGAUGCUUUUGCCAACGCGAGAGGAGCAGCAUACGUGAUCUUUGGAAUUAUUGACAGUGAUCCUAAAAUUGACAGUUUUUCAGAGAGAGGAUAUAAACCAGACAGCAUCAAAGGGAAUCUGGAGUUCAGUGAUGUUCAUUUUGCUUAUCCAUCUCGAGCCAAUGUCAAGAUCCUGAAGGGGCUCAGCCUGCAGGUGCAGAGUGGCCAGACGGUAGCGCUGGUGGGGCGCAGUGGCUGUGGGAAGAGCACUGCUGUGCAGCUGGUGCAGAGGCUCUACGACCCCACCCAGGGCACGAUCAGCAUUGAUGGCCAGGAUAUCAGGAGCCUUAACGUGAGAUACCUGAGGGAAAUCAUUGGCGUGGUGAGUCAGGAGCCCGUGCUGUUUUCUACCACGAUUGCGGAAAACAUCCGGUACGGCCGGGGAAAUGUCACCAUGGACGAGAUCAGGAGAGCUGUCAAAGAAGCCAAUGCCUAUGAGUUUAUCAUGAAAUUGCCGCAGAAAUUUGACACCCUGGUUGGAGAGAGAGGCGCGCAGUUGAGCGGAGGACAGAAGCAGAGAAUCGCCAUCGCGCGUGCCCUGGUGCGCAACCCCAGGAUCUUGCUGCUGGACGAGGCCACGUCGGCCCUGGACACCGAGAGCGAGGCCGAGGUGCAGGCGGCCCUGGACAGGGCCCGCAAAGGCCGGACCACCAUUGUGAUAGCUCACCGCCUGUCUGCAGUCCGCAGCGCCGAUGUCAUCGCCGGCCUCGAGGGCGGGGUCAUUGUAGAGCAAGGAAGCCACUGUGAGCUGAUGAGGAGAGAAGGGCUCUACUGCAAACUGGUCAGCGCGCAGACAUCAGGCAACCAGAUCCAGUCAGAAUCUGAACCUGAACUAAACGAAGCAAAGGCUGUUCAUGGCAUGGCCCCAAAUGGCUGGAAAUCUCGAAUAUUUAGGAAUUCUACUAACCAAAGCCGCAAAAGCUCGCAAAUGUGUCACAACAGCCUCAAUGCAGAGACCACUGAACUUGAUGACAAUGUGCCGCCAGCAUCUUUUCUGAAGGUCCUGAAACUCAGUGAAACCGAAUGGCCCUACUUUGUGGUGGGGACAGUCUGCGCCAUUGCCAACGGAGCGCUGCAGCCAGCAUUUUCCAUCAUAUUUUCUGAGAUGAUCGCAAUUUUUGGAACAGGGGACGACUCGGUGAAGCAGCACAAGUGCAACAUGUUCUCUCUGCUCUUCCUGGGCCUUGGGGUCAUUUCUUUCUUCACUUUUUUCCUUCAGGGAUUCACAUUUGGGAAAGCUGGCGAGAUCCUCACCAUGAGGCUGCGGUCCAUGGCUUUUAAGGCGAUGCUGAGACAGGACGUGAGCUGGUUUGAUGAUCAUAGAAACAGUACUGGCGCACUUUCCACAAGACUUGCAACGGAUGCGGCCCAAGUCCAAGGAGCCACGGGCACCAGGCUGGCUCUGAUUGCACAGAACGUCGCGAACCUCGGAACGGGCAUCAUCAUCUCCUUCAUCUACGGCUGGCAGCUAACUCUCUUGCUGUUAGCAGUCGUUCCAUUUAUUGCUGUAUCGGGAAUUGUUGAAAUGAAAAUGUUGGCUGGAAAUGCCAAAAGAGAUAAGAAAGAGCUGGAAACGGCGGGCAAGAUUGCAACCGAAGCAAUAGAAAAUAUUAGGACAGUUGUGUCCUUAACCCAGGAAAGAAAAUUUGAAUCAAUGUAUGUUGCCAAAUUGGACGGGCCUUACAGGAACUCAGUGAGGAAGGCGCACAUGUACGGGAUCACAUUUAGUGUCUCGCAAGCAUUUAUGUACUUCUCCUAUGCCGGCUGCUUUCGGUUCGGGGCCUAUCUCAUCGUGAAUGGACACAUGCGCUUCAGGGAUGUUAUUCUGGUGUUCUCGGCGAUUGUGUUUGGCGCUCUGGCUCUGGGACACACAAGUUCAUUUGCUCCUGAUUACGCCAAAGCCAAGCUGUCUGCAGCCCACCUAUUCCAGCUGUUUGAGAGACAGCCUUUGGUGGACAGCUAUAGUCAGCAGGGGUUGCGGCCUGAUAACUUUGAAGGAAAUGUAAAAUUUAAUGAAGUUGUGUUCAACUACCCCACUCGGCCAACCGUGCCUGUGCUUCGAGGGCUGAGCCUCGAGGUGAAGAGGGGCCAGACCCUGGCCCUGGUGGGCAGCAGCGGCUGUGGGAAGAGCACAGUGGUACAGCUCCUUGAGCGCUUCUACGACCCCAUGGCCGGAGCGGUGCUUCUGGAUGGUCAGGAAGCAAAGAAACUAAAUGUGCAGUGGCUGCGAGCCCAGCUGGGCAUCGUGUCCCAGGAGCCGGUCCUGUUUGACUGCAGCAUUGAGGAGAACAUUGCCUAUGGGGACAAUAGCCGGACAGUGACCCAGGAGGAGAUUGUGAGGGCCGCAAAGGAGGCUAACAUCCACCAGUUCAUCGAGACGCUGCCCUAUAAAUACAAGACGCGUGUGGGCGACAAGGGGACUCAGCUCUCUGGUGGGCAGAAGCAGAGGAUUGCGAUCGCCCGAGCUCUGGUCAGGCAGCCGCGAAUCCUGCUGCUGGACGAGGCCACCUCGGCGCUGGACACCGAGAGCGAAAAGGUGGUCCAAGAAGCCCUGGACCAAGCCAGGAAAGGCCGCACCUGCAUCGUGAUCGCGCACCGCCUGGCCACCGUGCACAGUGCGGACGUCAUCGUGGUGGUUCAGAAUGGCAAGGUCAGGGAGCAGGGUACCCACCAGCAGCUGCUGGCGCAGAGAGGCAUCUACUUCUCCAUGGUCAGCAUGCAGGCCGGCACACAGGACUCAUGACCUCUUGUCACCAUUUAUCUUAAAAUAAAUUCAAAU
Molecule: messenger RNA, 4069 nt
Organism: Octodon degus (degu)
Lineage: Eukaryota; Metazoa; Chordata; Mammalia; Rodentia; Octodontidae
Gene: Abcb4
Product: ATP binding cassette subfamily B member 4
Exons: 27
Coding region: 209-4033 (1274 amino acids)
Biological process (GO): transmembrane transport
Cellular component (GO): membrane
Molecular function (GO): ATP hydrolysis activity; ATP binding; ABC-type transporter activity
Source: RefSeq, a predicted model, not a curated record